UACCUUUAAUACAUUCAGGUGUAAAAAGAUAGUACAUUACUCAUUUAUAAAGUUUUCUGAAUGUUUUUGACACCUUGCAAUCAUCUGGUCUUGCAAUGUAUUUUUUUCAAACAAGGAAAUAACACUGCAGAAGAUAUUUAAAAGGAUAGAACAGCCAUUGCAUAAAGGAAGGAGGUAUACAGGAAACACCUGAGUAGACUGUAACUUGAGAAAUUCCACAUUUGACCAUUUUUUUGACCAUGAGGAGUUUCACAUCCUCAUGAGAAGUUUUAAGUUUCUGUGGUGAGACAUCAGUGAAGAGAACUGAGUCAGCGUGAUGUGUGUGUAUUUGUUGUGAUUAUGUCUUUGAGUGUAUUAGAGAGAGAGGAGGGAUGGUGAUCUCAGUAACAGCUUCUCUCCUCAUCAAGACACUGCUCACUUCUCCAGCUCUGAACAUGCCACUGCUGCUCCUACUGCUGCUGGCAUCCACCGGUGAUGGUCAGGCUCAGCGUGUGGUGGGCCAGAAGAAGAAAGACGCGUGUGCAUGUGAGGUGAACUCCACCAUGUGGUUGUUCCCUGCUCUUAAGUACGAGGCUGUGUUGCAGCAGGUUGAGUCUUGUGAGGGCUCCCUGAACAACCUGCAGGAACAGGUGCAGUUGUCCAACCAGCGUCUCCCUCAGAUUCAGGCUCUGGUUGAGAACGCGACAGCCCGGCUGGCGCCUUACCAGUACCUGCAUGAUCGGGGCGUGUAUUCAGCCUUGUCUCUGCGUUUGCUGAACCAGGAGCUCAGUCAGCUGGAGACAGACAUCAGUGACAUCCACAGCCAGUUAAACAAUACCCAAACACAGAAACUCUUCAGAGAGGUGGGUAAACUGCGUACAGAUGUAGACAGGAUGCAAAGGACGGACACAAUUAAUGUAAAGACUGUAAAGGAGAAACUGCGCUACCUGAAGAACGGUGCUGAGUCCUGCAAGACAAUUCCCAAAGACUACCAGGGCCAGGACAGGUACUGCCUUAAGGGCCUGAUCACCGACAUCAGCGAUCCAGUCAUGACUAAGGUCAGUCCACACGGAAAGAGCUACACCUCUGGUUCGUGGGGGAAACAGGCCCAGAUGGACAGCGAAGGCCAGAAGAACAGCUACUGGGUUCAGACCCUACUCAAUAGUGACAUCUGGGACAACUCCCUGCGCAUAUACCAAACUUAUGAAGACUUCAUGGCCUCUGCCAACGACAAGGACUUCACCUUUGCUGCAUCCUACAAUCAUGCUAAUGCCAUCGAGGGUCCCAGCGCUGUCCUGUAUGGUGAAGCGCUGUACUAUCACUGCUACCGCUCUGCAGAUGUCUGCCGCUAUGACCUGAACAGCAACACCGUCACACGGGUGACACUUCCAGGCACCGGUGUGGGUUUCAACAACAAGUUCCCGUAUUGUUACUAUGACUGUCGUGCCAAUAGUGAUGUGGACGUGGAGGCAGAUGAGACAGGACUAUGGGCCCUUUAUGCCACUGUUGGUAACCAUGGUAAUCUAGUGGUAAGCCGGCUAACUUGGGACAACGAGACUGGGACGCUCAAUGUCUCACAGACGUGGGAGACGAGGCUCUUCAAGAAGGCAGUGAGCAAUGCUUUCAUGGUGUGUGGUGUGCUGUAUGCCACUCGUUAUGUGGACGAAUACCAUGAGGAGGUGUUCUACGCCUUCGAUACAGCGACAGGCAAAGAGGACAACUCACUGGCACUGCCACUAGAGAAGGUAGCAAAAGGAGUGGCCAGUCUGAGCUACAACCCCACCAACAAGCAGAUCUAUAUGUACAAUGACGGAUAUCUUCUAGCCUACCAGGCCCACUUCUGAUCUAAAGCUGUUGUGAUUUAUUGCAAUUUCCAAAUGGCAGCCAUAUUUGAUUCACAUAACACAAGAAAUAAGCAAAGCUGGAAACAGUCCAGCUUGAAGACUAUUGCAAGCAACAACCAAUUAUGAUGAUCUAUAAUGUUAGCCAGUGUUUGUUGUUAAAUAAUUUGUUCUGUUAAGAUUUAUAGAGGUAUGGCAUAUAUAGUAGUACGUUGUAAGA
This is a messenger RNA of Thunnus maccoyii (southern bluefin tuna), 2040 nucleotides long. RefSeq names its product olfactomedin-like. The coding region runs from base 372 to 1823 and encodes 483 amino acids. The record is from RefSeq and is a predicted model, not a curated record. Gene Ontology annotation, biological process: signal transduction. Lineage: Eukaryota; Metazoa; Chordata; Actinopteri; Scombriformes; Scombridae. The transcript is spliced from 5 exons.